UUGGCCACAGGGUAUGGUUGGAUAAGGGACGACACUCGACUAGAUCUUACCGGCUUGGUCGGGUCGCAGAGUCUCCCCACAAUCGUCUACUUUCCCCCUUUUUUCUUUCGGUUCCCAUCCUCAGAAUAAAGUUUAGAAAAUGUCGUUCAUGACAGGCGGAUUCGGCGGCGGCGGCGGCGGCGGUGGUGGCGGCGGCGGCGGCGGUGGAGCCGGGCUGAGCCUCACGAAGUCAGGCGGCGGCGGCGGCGGUGGCAUGAACUCCCGACAAGAGCUGAACACGCUCAACACCCGCCUGUCGGGCUACAUCAACAAGGUGAGGAGCCUGGAAGCUCGCAAUGCCGAGCUGGAGAUGCUCAUCGCAGAGGCAUCGAAGGCUCACGCGGCCGCGGGAGUUUCCACUGCGCCCAUCUCUAUCGACACCUCCGAGCUCAUGGCCAUGAAGAAAGAGAUCCAAGCCACCGCCAACGAAGUCUCCUACCUAGAGUCGCAGAAGUCCACGCUCCUGAUCGAAAUCGAAAACCUGAGGAGACAGCUAGAAGACCUGCUGAGAAGGAGGGCUGAGAUGGAGUCCGACAUCAGCGGGGCUAAAGGGGAGCUGGAUUCUGCACUUGGCGCCUUGGAUGGUCUUCAAGACGAGGUGGCUCAGGCUGAAGAUGAGAUGAGUUCCGCUGCUCAAGGACCCGCCCAGGCUACCACCAUCGAGGAGCAGAUUGACGUGGUGCAGGUAGAGCGUCUCCGGGCCGACCUGAACGACUCCCUGAACGCGCUGCGCGGUGAGUUCGAGCAGCUGGCGUCACAGGGCAUCGCUGACGUGGAGGGAGACUGGGAGGCCAGGCUGAGGGAACUCCAGGCUGAGAUCGAGAGGCUGAAGGCCCUGUUGGAGGAACUGCGCAUGCAGAUCUCACAGCUCAGGGCAGAACUGUCCGCCAUCUUGUCUGAGGCCGAGCAGAUCAAGGCAACGAACAUCAGUCUUGAGCGUGACAUCUCGACCCUAAAGGACACCAUCCGUAAGAGGUUGGAGGACUACAGGAUCCAGAUCGCAGACCUGAACGGAGAGGGACAGAGGCUUGACGGAGAGAUCCAGGCUGUGGUCGCCCAGUACAACGACUUGCUGAACAAGAAGCUGGCAUUGGAGAAGGAGGUCAUCGACUAUGAACAGAUCGUCGGAGGCGAGAACCAGAGGCUCAAGGUCCAGGGAGGAGGAUACGCUAUCCAGCAGAUUUCCAUCGGCUCUGGCUCCAGCAGUGGCGGCCUGGGAGGCGGCAUGGGCUUUGGAGGCGGCGGCGGCGGUUUCGGCGGCGGCGGCGGUUUCGGCGGUGGCGGCGGCUUCGGAGCGGGAGGCGGCGGCGGCUUCGGAGGCGGCGGCGGCGGUGGAUUCAGCAAGGGCGGCGGCGGCGGAGGAGGAUUCAGUCGAGGAGGCGGCGGCAGUCGAGGAGGCGGUUUCUCCAAGGGAGGCGGCAUCAAGUUUAACUUGUAGAACAUGUGCCGAUGGGGUUGGCGCCUAACUGUCUUCCCACCACCGUAUACGUUCUCAGCAUACCCUUUAUUAAACGAGGAGUGCAACACAGUCGAAGUGCACUAGUGAAGCUACAGCUGUAUUUCAAAUCUUAGUCAGCACUGCAUAGAAUCCGACCUUUAAGGAUACCUUUAAGCAUGCUUAAAGGAUACAUUUUUCCCUCAAAUGAAGAAACAUGACCUUUACGUAUGCUUUAAUGUGUGCUUAAAUAUCGAGUUCAUGCAGUUCAACUAGCUGCUCUAUACAUUAAAACCGGUGUGGUGCUAGUAAUAUGUUAUAUCAUUCCUAUCUGUUGUUUCUUUUUCUAUCCGUUCGCGCGUUUGUUCUUUAAGCCUAUGCAAAACGAAAUCGCAACUUUACUUCAAUCUGUAAACCACUAGGCAAAAUAAAAUAUAAUUUCGUGCCAGAGCAAACUAGAGAUGGCAUAAAGAUAGUACGGUUACAAAUAGGAUUGUGAUUCAAUACACAGAGAAAGCGAUACUUUGAAGACUUUACUUGUUAAUGUUUGCAUAGACAUGUAGUGGGUAUACGGUUAAUGCUACUAAUGACAAGUUAAAAGCCUGGCUUGUUAUACUGUUGGAAGAGUUGUUCUUGGUGUCGCAAUAAUAAAGCUUAUGGAUAUGGGGAGAAA
Molecule: messenger RNA, 2147 nt
Organism: Branchiostoma floridae (Florida lancelet)
Lineage: Eukaryota; Metazoa; Chordata; Leptocardii; Amphioxiformes; Branchiostomatidae
Product: keratin, type I cytoskeletal 10-like
Exons: 8
Coding region: 140-1477 (445 amino acids)
Source: RefSeq, a predicted model, not a curated record